Molecule: messenger RNA, 5001 nt
Organism: Notothenia coriiceps (black rockcod)
Lineage: Eukaryota; Metazoa; Chordata; Actinopteri; Perciformes; Nototheniidae
Exons: 10
Coding region: 24-2408 (794 amino acids)
Biological process (GO): regulation of transcription by RNA polymerase II
Cellular component (GO): nucleus
Molecular function (GO): transcription cis-regulatory region binding
Source: RefSeq, a predicted model, not a curated record
AGGUUCUGGCGGUGUCCAGGAAGAUGGUGGUGCGGGUGGAGGACCUGGUGCAGUGGGGGUGUGCGGAGCCGUCAGGUUGGAGCAGUUAUUUGAAAACACCAGCAGCCCGCGGGAUUAACGGCCUCCACAAACCUCCACCGAGCAGCGACGAAAAUGUCUGUGAGGAGACGACCAGCGUACCUCUGGAAGUCAAAAUUGAAGACGACCCUCGACAGGGAAUAACGAUCCUCAGCUACCCGCAGUACUGCCGCUUCCGCUCCCUGCAGAGCCGCAUCCUGGAGGGGGCAAGGGGCCCGGGGCUGCAGGACCCCCACCUGCUGGCCCUGGGAGGCGUUCAGGUACUGCCCCACAUCCGGCUGAUGUACUGCAGGGACACCUUCAACCACCCCACGCUGGAGAACAGCGCCGGCUUCUCCUGGCAGUUCAGUUGUCCAUCUCUCAGUCUACGAGGGCGACCUCGCAAGAGGAAAGCCAGAGACGGAAAAGAGUCUCCGACCUCCGGCCAAUCAGAUUCCUGGAUCGAGAGGAUGAAGGAGAACGUGAUGGGCAGCGUGGAGGUGGGCUGUGAGGGCAGCUGGCUCCCUCACCCUGAGGAGCAGACGUUCCUGGAUCAGCUCUUCGACCACAUGGAGCGCCUCGGCUCACCCGUCCACAAAGUCCCCAACCUCGGCUUCAAGAAGAUUGACCUCUUCAAAAUGUACUCUGUGGUCAAGCGGCUUGGAGGCUACAAAAAGGUGACAGUGGACCGUCUCUGGAAAAUAGUUUAUAACGAGCUGGGAGGAUGCGCCGGCAGCACCAGCGCUGCGACCUGCACCAGGAGACACUAUGAAAGGCUGAUGCUUCCUUAUGAAGAGCACCUCAGAGCAGGAGGAACUGAAUUCAAAAUCCCAGAGUGCCCCAUGCCUCAAAAACCCAGAGCCAUCAGAGGAAGAAAACCACUUCAGAGAGGAAGGAAACCAGGACCCAAAUCCCAAGAGAAGAAGAUGGCGACCGCUGCUGCUGCUUGUGCUCGUACUAUCGUGACCCCGAACGGCACCUUGGUGGUGAAGAGAGGACGAGGUCGGCCGCCCGGCACGCGUAAUAAGUCCACGCUGAUCGCUCAGGCCAAGAUGGUGGCUCAGCAGCAGGCUAGGAUCAAAUUAGAGGCGGAGUCUCAGCUGCUGAGUCCUCUGCUGCAGGGUGGAGGCGCUCUAACCCUCAUCAGCACACACAGGCCCAUCCAGCCGGCCAUCCUCGUCAACAUGCCCCUCACCCCGGACCUCUCCCCCAUGUCGGCCCCCUUCCUCCCCUUCCAGCCCAAACCAAAGGAGCUGAAUUCGGACCGGGGGGAGUCAGCCUCCCCCCUCCUCCUCUCCACGCUGCCUCGCCACUUCGUCGGAGGAUCUCUGGGCGGUUUCAGCCCCAUCAAAGGCGUCUGCCCUCUGGACGUCUUCAGGAACCGCAUCAGCCUCCAGAGGGGCCCGGAGAGCCCCGCCCUGACGCCUCAGGACCCCCCCGCCCAGCACCAUCCCACCGUCUACACACUCCAGCCCAAAAGUGGAAGCCCGGACACGCCAACACACUCCAGCAGGGAGCAGCUCCAGCCUCAGCCCCACCUCCACCCGCCGCACCAGCAACACAACCACUGCUCGGGGUGCGUGGUGGAUGAGGCGGCCCCGCAGAGGGGGGUCAGUCGGGACGUCAGGAACCGGCCCCCUCUGCCCCCCCUCCGCGUCCUGCCUCUGAACCUGGACUGCAGCGUUCAGGUGUGCCAGCUGAUGAGGACUCGUCUGGGCUCGUCUCAGUUCCAGACCUUCACCCGCCGCCUGUCCGAGGCUCUGUCCCAGGACCUGAGCAGCAAGCCCCCCUGCUCGCCCAUCACGCCGCCCCCCGAGCAGGCGCUGCCUCUCAAUCUCAGCAAACGCUUCGUGGUGAAGAGACCGAGCGCCGAGGGACCGGAGUCGAGUCACGGGGACGUCAACGGGAACGCCGAUCAACCUCUGUCCAAGAGACUGUGCACGGAGACGGCAGAUAACUUCGGUCUGGGGGGGCGAUCCAGCUCGGGGGGCAGCGGCGGGGAGGGGGAGCAGGAAGUGGAGAUGAGGAACCAGGAGGAACCAGCAGAUCUCAGCUCGCCCAGCAGGAUCAGAGCCUUCCUGCUCAGCCUGCCGCCCUUCCAGGUGAAAUUCGAGGAGGAUCUGAACGGGACGAGGUUUGGGAAGUUUCUCCCUCCAGGACCUAAGGAAACCCAGAGGUCCGCCACAGAGACAGGAGAGGGAGGAGUGGCGCUAAAGAAGGAGGACGAGGUGUUUGAAAUGGAGCGAUGUGAAACUGAGAGGAGCAACAAACAGGAGGAGAAGGAUCACCUCUCUGCUCCGGCAGAGCUAAAGAGAGCCGGGCCCUCAAACACUGACACACACUGUUUUUAGCAUUUAUUCACUCUGUUGAUAUUAGCAUUUUGUGAGCAGAAAACUGACUGAAAUAUAUGGGAAUGUAUUGGUUUUGGAAAGUGGAAAGAUGUAUCCGCCGUGGGGCUUGGAGUUGGUUUUGGACGCCGGGCGCUUCAGUGUGGAUCCGGCUCAGGGUAAAGCCUGGAUACGCGGAGCAGGGAUCUUUCUUUGCUUCAUAUCUGACAAACAUUUGAACUCGCAACUUCUCUUUGUUUCCAAUUAUGUCUCCUUGUUAUUUCCUGUUUUUCAAUCAUGUCAAUAAUUGAACUCUGGAAAGAUGACACUGAGAAUCAUGACAAUCACAAAUCAGUUCCUCUUCCUUUCUCUGUCGGUUUCAAAAGGAAGGAGGAGUGAGACUGUGACUCUUCCACAAACACUGCCAUAACUCUCCAUAACACUAUUAACUCCACUAUUCAAUGUUAUGGUUAAACAUUGAAUAAGAUCCAUAUAAACUUAAAAUAUAAAUCGAUUCUAUCUAUGGGUGAUGCUAUGCAUCAAGACGUCAUAACGAAGCAUCUCGAGUGUACUGUAGUUUGGUAGUUUCAUUUUUAAAUUGUACUCUCCUUCUGUAGAGAGAUAGUUAUUUUCUGAUAAAGUUUCUCGAUGUUAUCUGGAGCUCCUUGGUCUUCACACUAUAGCUCGUUCCGUGAAGCCUUUCUAUAGUCCUGCUCGUUAGCUGAAAGUAUAUCAACUCUUCUUACACUUAUGUGCCUUAACGGCCUGCGAUCUGUUUCAUCGCCGGCUUCAAAUACAUUCACUUAAAGAGAUACCUUGAUGUUGCACCUCUGCCGUUUUCCUCUGCUCCUCAGAAGGGCUGGGUAUGAAGCACUCAUGUGGAUAUGAGACGUUACAGAGAAAUAUAAACUGUCAAAUAAGCCAAAGUUGUCAAAUUUUGAAUGUUGUCCUUGCAUUAGCAGCCAUACAUGAAUUGGUCUGACUAAAACUGGUUAAAAAAAGAAAGUUUAAAGAGAACAAAUCUGACAUUCAAUGCCAGCUCUCAUUAUACUCUGUGAAGUGUUUCAUAAUAAACAGUGUUGCGGUUCGAUACCCGGCCCUGCUGUUUGUAUUGUAAAGACAGCGGCCUCGCGUUGGUGCCGUCAUCUCGCUUUCAUUACAACCACCUAGGGCUGGGCGAUAGAGAUUAUAUCAAAUGUCAGGAUAUCUCUGUCCCAAUACCUCCGUCAAAUGUGACGACAUUGUAAAGUUGUCUAUUGUUGUCUUUAUAAAUAAUCAGUAAUAUGUUGAUCUAUUGACUGUCGUUAAAAAAAAGAAUGAAAAUGACAUCACUUGACUGUAAUUCAGCCUUCAGGAGAAGACGUCCCUCAUGCCACAACGCGACAUCUGAAAUCACACACUAUAUCGCCCGGCCCUCUGUUCAGCAAAGGAGGAGAAAACGAUGUGAGAUGGAAAAUGAACAUGUAGCCCAAACAUUCAGACUACCUCAGGUUCUUUCUUUUUCAUUUCCACCUGCUUUAUCCGUUUUAAGGGAGGCCUAUCCCAUGAUGCAUUUGGGCAGAAUGCAGGGAUGGAUCCUGGCCCAUGAACACAGCCUCAGAGUUUCCCGGUUUCACACAUGUAGCACAGAACAGAAGGUGGAAAUAACUGUUUUGGUUUGCACGCAGGAGGCCUGAUUACACGAGAAUUACACCGCGGAAUCCGCUCUUCAUUUAGUCAUAAAUAACCGUGUCUCUUGCCGUUUACUUGAGUUUUUCCAGACACUCGCAUUUCCUGUUUCACCAAAGAACAUGUUUCGGGUUUCUUAACCUUUUUAAACCUCUUCACUUCCACACCCAGCUUCUUCCUCUUCUUCAUCUAAAGUGCCAACACAAACCACCGACUCCAUAUUGUGACAGAAAACGUUGUGUAGCUGAAAGAAAAAUAAAAAAAAUGUCAAGGUAUCCCUUUUAAUCUCAGCCUUUUUCCUUCGGUUUGUUUUCAGCACACCUACUGUACCCACGUGCUUAAUUUGUUACUCCAUAUUUAUAUUGUCCACCUUUUAUUCUCCCCAAUGCCAAUGUUUUAUUACUUUAGGAGUGGAAGCAACUACGACACCGAUUUCCCCGGUGCUGUUUUUUCUUAGUUAUGUACCCAUAUUGUUAUUUUUUAUUCAUAAAGCUGCAAAUUAUUUUUCUUUUCAACAAGUCAUUAAAUCUUCUUUAUCGACUUGUUCCUGUGUUUGAAUGACUUGCUAUGAAAAUAUUAACAGUUUUGUUCUGCUUUAUUUGGCUGUUGUUGGCUUGGUUUGAGAGGGAUACGAACACCGUGUGAACGGAUGCACGAGUAGAGAAAUGUAGAUCGCUGGAGAAGCACCAAAGCACAUGUUUCUCCUCCAGAAAUCACCAGACCUCCAAAACCUUUCUAGAACAUUUCUGAUCAUGUUUGGAGUUUUUCCAGAUAUUGUAAGUCAUUUUCUUACUACUAUACUUUGAGGAAGAUCUGUUGUUUCUUAAACUCACAGGUAUGCUAAUCUUACAACAGGAUUCAUGUGUAUCUGAUGUUUUUCUCUGCUUCUUCCUGUCUGUAAACCUUUUGUUUAUUAAGGUGCUCCAAGCAGUAAAGGCCUUCAAAUGUC